AUGACGCCCCGUUCCAGGAGACUUUUGUACGAUUCAAAAUUUGAGCUUUUCCCUCUUCACUCGCCGCUACUAGGGGAAUCCUUGUUAGUUUCUUUUCCUCCGCUUAUUGAUAUGCUUAAGUUCAGCGGACGCGCCAAAGGAGGCAUUACUCUGAUGAAGAUGUUUAUCACAUCAGAUACGCUGCACGGCAGGGUACACUCAUACAUUUCAGACGGGUCGACGCUAGCCGACGACGUCCAGGGCGCAAGGUGCGUUCGAAGAUUCGAUGAUUCACUGAAUUCUGCAAUUCACAUUACUUAUCGCAUUUCGCUGCGUUCUUCAUCGAUGCGAGAGCCAAGAGAUCCGUUGUUGAAAGUUGUAUUAGUUGCGCGUUAUGCACAGGUACAUUCUAUCACAUUCGGCGUAUGUAAAAAAGUACUCUGGGCGAACGGAGGACAAAAGUCCCCACACGCGUGGACGAAAAGUCCGGGCGUUCGAUCGACCACAGAGUCUAGGGUUCACAGGUGUGUGGAUGUUUGCGACACGCGUGCACAUGUGUUGCCACCAGCACAACGUAUCGACUUUAGAUUCGUUAAUGAUCCUUCCGCAGGUUCACCUACGGAAACCUUGUUACGACUUUUACUUCCUCUAAAUGACCAACACGACAAAGUUUCACAAGAUUACCCGGACCUUCCGGCCAAGGUGAUAAACUCGCUGGCUUUGUCAGUGUAG
Molecule: messenger RNA, 711 nt
Organism: Acaulospora colombiana
Lineage: Eukaryota; Fungi; Glomeromycota; Glomeromycetes; Diversisporales; Acaulosporaceae
Source: the annotation of a GenBank genome assembly